Penicillium riverlandense is the source of this 966-nucleotide messenger RNA. Its product is annotated as MBL fold metallo-hydrolase. The record is from RefSeq and is a predicted model, not a curated record. Lineage: Eukaryota; Fungi; Ascomycota; Eurotiomycetes; Eurotiales; Aspergillaceae. Bases 1 to 966 code for a protein of 321 amino acids. The transcript is spliced from 2 exons.
AUGCACUCAUUAGCCGAGCCGGAGGGUUUAGUACAAGUGAGCGCUCUCCAAGCUGGACAUCUUACAUUGCCAGAGCGGUUUUUCGUCCAUCCCGCCUCCGAUGUGGCAAGAAAGACAGUACCCUCUCUCUCAUUUCUAAUUGAACAUGUUGAACCUCGUUCUGGGAAGGUUACUCGGAUCAUAUUCGAUCUUGGCUUGCGACACCCAUCGAAUUACCCUAUCCCAGUUCAAAAUCAUAUUAAGACUCGUCAACCGUUGAGCGCAGAGCCGGAUGUUGUUAAGAGCCUGGCAGCUGGGGGUUUAUCCCCAGAUAACAUUGACUUCGUGAUAUAUUCGCAUAUCCACUGGGACCACAUCGGCGAUCCGAAGAUGUUCGGCAAAAGCACGUUUGUUACUGGUCCCGGCACGUCGACACUGUUGGAUGGAAGUAAUCUCGCCUUACGUGGAGGCCACUCAUUCUUCGAGGUUGACCUGCUGAGUGAAUCACAAGCAAUUGAGAUUUUACCAGAUGGAAAAUUCAAAAGUAUGAACACUAUGAAGAAAGGCAUUUCGUUUGAUGGUGAUAUUCCCAAUUUUAAUCAAUCCUGGGAGCCCCGAGGCUCUCUUCCACGAACAAUGGACAUUUUCCAAGAUGGAAGUGUCUUACUUGUCGACGCACCUGGUCAUUUGCCAGGGCAUAUGAACAUCUUUGCACGGACAGGUCAAGACAAGUACGUUUAUCUAGCCGGGGAUGCUUGUCAUGACCGACGCAUCAUGACCCGAGAAAGAGAGAUUGGGGAAUGGCAUGAUGAGCAUGGCCAUAUAUGCUGUAUUCACGCCAAUAGACAAGAGGCUGAAAGAACGAUUGGGCGUAUUAAGCAACUGGAGUUGGAAGGCGUCGAGAUUAUUUUUGCCCACGAUGUUGAGUGGGAGCAAAACCCGGAGAACCAGAAGCGAUUUUUUAGUGCAUGUUCAGAGAAGCUUUGA